Molecule: messenger RNA, 1923 nt
Organism: Cylindrotheca closterium
Lineage: Eukaryota; Bacillariophyta; Bacillariophyceae; Bacillariales; Bacillariaceae
Source: the annotation of a GenBank genome assembly
AUGUCAUCGAUCGCGCCAGAUACGAGCGCUUCUCCAAUUCCGAACUGGCGAGCCAUUCCCGCUGACGCAACCGACUACCAUGAACAUUUGGCUGCUCGACCGAACUGGUCGGAUAAUCAAUAUGAAGCCUCCCUAGAACUCUACAAUAGGUUCAUGAGCUGCUCAGAUUCAUAUAUGAACUCCGAAAUCAAGGAUGCACUGAAUACGCUGGAUCACGCUUUUCGCCUGUACGGGCAACACUCAGUAAUCUGUUCAUUCAAUGGUGGGAAAGAUGCAGUAGUAAUUCUACAUUUGGUGAGAGCAGCUCAUGCGCACUAUUGCAAUGUGACAGGACAGCCUCCAAAGCGCCCAAGAGUUGUCUAUUUUGAUCACAAAGACGAGUUUCCAGAGGUGUUGUCUUUUCUUCGGGAAUCAGUCGAUCAUUACGAUUUGGAUAUGUUAGCAUUUGAAAUGGGAGUAAAGUUCUCGGAUGGGCUCAAGAUAUUAGUGGACAGAAAUAUUUUGCCAGGAUGUGAUACGCCAUUUCCAAUGGGGUUUGUUUUGGGUACUAGAAGUUCUGAUCCCAACGCCAAUGGACAAGAUCGCUUUGCACCGUCGUCUCACUGGAUGCCACCAUUCAUGCGGGUCAAUCCAGUGUUGGAAUGGACAUAUGGACAUAUAUGGCACUUCCUUAGGCUGUUUCAGUUGCCAUACUGUCAGCUUUAUGACCAAGGUUAUACAAGCUUAGGGACGACAAAAGAUACUCUGCCUUGUCCAGCUCUUGCUGUCAACACUGGAAUCGCAGGUGGUGGAACAUCGUCUGAUCUACCAAAGUUUUGGCCUGCUUACAUGCUUCGAGAUUAUUCGAUGGAACGAGCUGGCCGCGUCAAGAAGGAGAAGGAAACUUCGUCAAGAGACUCGAAAAAGACGAUACCCCGCACAGUCAGUAGCGGAGACACAACUAUUUCGGAUGUCCGGUUGUCGGAUCCACUUCCUCAGACGGAUACUGGGUCAAGUGUCACCGGUGUAGGUCAAGAUGACAGUUCUGCUUUUACGCUGAAUGAUUCCGACGGGAAUAAAGCGGUUGGGAUUUUAAUCAUCGGAGAUGAAAUUUUGAAGGGACUCACCAUCGAUCAAAACACAAACGUUGCUGCAAAAGCACUACGAAAGGAGUGUGUGACUCUAGCUAGAGUCGUUGUUGUAUCGGACGAUCAAGACGAAAUUGUGAAGGAAAUCCGAAGGCUCCAAAGCGAGGUGGAUGUCAUCAUUACGUCAGGAGGUGUUGGUCCUACCCAUGAUGAUGUGACAAUCAAAAGCGUUGCAGCAUCGCUGGGACAAGAUAUGAUUCUUCAUGCGGAAAUGGCUGACUUGCUGCGAGAAAAAAUGAACAACCCCGACGGCGAGUUAACUCCUGCACAAGAAAAGAUGGCCACACUUCCCUCCAAUGCUAAGCUACGAUACCUAUCGAACUCUGAAUCCGACUGGCCUGUUUUACAAUGCAGGAAUAUCUUCAUUCUGCCAGGAGUUCCAGAGUACUUUUCCAAGAAGAUUGAAAGCGUUGCAGCCUAUCUGUCAUCGCAGCUAGAACGUAGCACUGCCUACAGGUUGGUUCUAGGUGUUGAAGAAGCUUCAAUCGUUGAUACUUUGAAUGAAGCUGUCAUCGACCAUCCCAAUGUUUCUUUCGGCUCGUACCCUUUUGUUAGCCACCCCGAUUACAAAACCGUUGUGACGUUGGAAGGUACAUUGUACGAGACGAAUGUCGGCGAACUGAAGGAGACAAGUUUGACGAAGAGAAAUUCAGCGGUUUUUGAUAGAACAGCAGUGACAAUGUCAAAAGAAGCGCGAGACCGCAACGUGCGUUUUGCAUUGGAUGAUCUCAUUAACAAUCUUCCAGAGGAAGCCGUAUUACGUGUCGAAAACGACGACCUGACACCUCUCAACUAA